Messenger RNA from Penaeus vannamei (Pacific white shrimp), 1011 nucleotides. RefSeq lists its product as uncharacterized. NCBI's taxonomy places the organism in Eukaryota, Metazoa, Arthropoda, Malacostraca, Decapoda, Penaeidae. The record is from RefSeq and is a predicted model, not a curated record.
AUGAGUGACAGAGGAAGCGUAAAAGACUGCAAGGUGAUCUUGGGUGAGAGUGUAACCAGCCAGCACAGACCACUUGUAUGUACACUGGGCAGAAGUGUAACACCAAGGAGGAAAGUAAUAGGAGUACAAAGAACAAAAUGGUGGAAAUUGGCAGACAAAGAUAUGCAGAGCCAGUUUGUGGCAGCAGCAAGAGACAAACUACAGCAGAGUGAAAGGGAAGGAAAUAGGAGCUUUGAGGAAGUGACGGAAGACCUGAGAAAGCUAGGAGAAAGACUGUUAGGGAGAACAUCAGGAAAGUGCAAACCUGGAAAAGAGACAUGGUGGUGGAAUGAUGAGGUACAGGAGAGCCUCAAGAGGAAGAAGGAAGCAAAGAAAACCUUAGACAUGGAGAAUAACGAUGAGAAUAAAGAAGUAUACAAGUUGGCAAAGAAAGAAGCAAAGAAGAGUGUUGCCCGGGCAAAGGCAAGAGCAUACCAAGUGCUGUAUGAGGACAUGGAGACUAUCGAUGGACAGAAGCGGGCACUGAGAAUGGCGAAGCAGAGAGACAAGAACUCAAAGGACAUCUACCAGACAAAGCUAAUCAAGGAUGAAAAGGGCAAUGUGUUAGUGGAAAAUGCUGAGAUACUGAAGAGAUGGCAGGAAUAUUUCAACAAAUUGAUGAAUGAGGAGAACCCUAGAGAAAGCAGGCAAGAGACCCAGAGAGUCGUGGAGAAAAGGACUAUUGAGAUCACAAGCGAGGAGGUGGAGAAAGCUAUGAAGAAGAUGAAGAAUGGCAUGAUGAAAGUGCAGGAGAGCCGAUUAAGGAACAUCGUGGAGAUUAGUGAGGAACAGUUUGGCUUCAUGAAAGGCAAGUCAACAACAGAUGCCAUCUUUGUGUUGAGGCAGUUACAAGAGAAAUUCAGAGAGGGCCAGGAAGAAUUACACGGUGUGGUUAUUGACCUGGAGAAGGCCUAUGACAGGGUACCAAGAGAGGAGCUCUAUUGGUGCAUGCGAGAUAAAGGGGUACCUUAG